CUGUAGGUUCUUUGCACUGACAUCCCUUCGUCUAGUGUUUUUACUUGCAUUUAGCUCGAUGAUCAUUGUUUGUAUUGACCAAUGGAAGAACAAAAUUUGGCCUGAGAUCAAAGUGCCAAGACCCGGCGCAUUAGACAAUGAGAGCUGGGGCUUUGUGCACCCCCGGUUGCUCAGCGUGCCCGAGCUCUGCCACCGUGUAGCUGAAGUCUGGGUUAGUGGGACCAUUUUCAUAAGGAAUCUUUUGCUUUUUAAAAAGCAAAACCCAGGCAAGUUCUGCUUGCUGAGCUGUGGGAUACUCACCUUUUUGGCCGUCUUGGGUCGCUACAUCCCUGGGCUUCUGCUGUCCUACUUGAUGCUCGUCACUGUCAUGUUGUGGCCCCUUGCUGCAUACCACCGACUGUGGGAUCGAGCCUGUGUGCAGCUGAAGCCAGCUUUGCAGCGACUCGACUUCAGUGUUCGUGGCUACAUGAUGUCUAAGCAGAGAGAGAGACAAUUGCGCCGCAGAGCUCUACACCCAGAACGUGCCGUGGACAUCCACAGUGACAGUGAGGAGGAACUAGCCGCCUUCUGUCCUCAGCUGGACGAUUCUACAGUUGCCAGGGAAUUGGCCAUCACCGACUCUGAGCAUUCAGAUGCUGAGGUCUCCUGUACAGACAAUGGCACAUUCAAUCUUUCAAGGGGCCAAACACCCUUAACAGAAGGCUCUGAAGACCUAGAUGGUCACAGCGAUCCAGAGGAGUCGUUUGCCAGAGACCUUCCAGACUUCCCUUCCAUUAACGUGGACCCUGCUGGCCUGGAUGAUGAGGACGAUACCAGCAUCGGGAUACCCAGCUUGAUGUUCCGCCCUCCACCAGCUGCCGAGGAGCCCCAGCCCCUACCUGCCAGCCAGGAUGAGGCUGCACUGCCAGAGCUCCUGCUUGGUGCUCUUCCUGUAGGAUCCAACCUCACCAGCAACCUUGCCAACUUGGUCUCCCAGGGUGUGAUCCAGCUGGCUUUGUCAGGGGCUUCCCAGACAGGUCCUUCUGGCCCACCUCUCCGAAGAGCAGCGAGAGGCUUCCUCCGGGCCCCUAGUUCAGACCUGGACACUGAUGCUGAGGGAGAUGACUUUGAACUUCUGGACCAAUCAGAGCUGAACCAGCUGGACCCUGCCAGUUCUAGGAGCCAUUGAGAAAGAGACUCCUUGGGGGUCACUGUGGUUUAGGUUUUUUCCUCCCCAACCCACUUAAGGUGAUGUGGCAAGGAAAGAACCCAGGUCCCAUCCCCUGAAUUCUAUCUGUAUGUUGGGUGGCUUGGCUGUUAAACAGAAGCCUGUUGAAAGACGAUUCUCAUUUCCCUGCAGCCAGUUGGAGUACCCCCACUUCUGUGCCUUGUCACUGAAGUGGGAAUCUACUCCCUUAAGGGAGGCUUCUCGCCAUCAGGGCAGCAGAGUCAGGGAUAUAGAUUCCCCUUGGAGGAGAUGCUGCUGUUCGCUUUUAGGUGUGGGUGCACAGGGGUCCUCACUGAUAGAAGAGCCCAUCUCUUCUCCCCCACCUCACUGCAGCCCCAAGGCAAACAGCAUGAGGUGUUUGUAAAGCAAUUUUGUCCUUUGGUUCUGCAGAGCAGGCCUCCCUCUGCCAUAACCCAUCCUCAUUUCUUGAUGCUGACCCCUAGUGCUCCAAAGUACCACUUGUGAACUUUAAGAAAUGUGAACACGAUGUAGGGACAGGCCUCUUCUACAUCACUUGAGCUGUAGGGGUCAGAUGGCUGGAAGGGGCAGUGAGUGCUCAUCUUGACACACGGACUCUUCUGGGGCUGUGUGGUUGUCUUCGGUGCUGUUAACCCAUGGCUCCACUGACCGCUGGUCUCAGUAGUGAGCAAAGUGACACCAGGCCUGCUCUAUGUUCUGCUCCUUCGGAGAUGCAAUAAUCCCGUGGGGGAUGGCGAAGUAGCACUUUACACAUGGCUCUGUGGUGUUCAUCCCAGGAGCCGCCAAGUCUUCUUGCACCAGCUCUUCUUACCAUACUGCUUUGAAUUUCAGCUGCUCUUCAGCUCCUUUAAGGAUGAGCCCAGUUAGCAAGGAUGUGUUGGUGAUCAGUAGAGACUUUUGGGGGUAUGGUUCUAUGCCCCCCUAAUCAAAUCAUGUGAAACAAAAACUCCAAAAUGAUCAUUGGUUUAAUCCAAAGCCAGCCUACUGCCUCUCUCUGCCUCUGAAGUCAGAGCUGAAGCCAAAUUCUUCUAUCCUCUUUCCCUCUUGCAUUAACCCUUUGCUGAUCCUCAGGGACCACUCCCCCAGGACUCCAUACUUGGGUGAGGGAUGCUGGACAGAGCCCAUUUUCAUGUGCUGCAGGUUGGGGGGUGGACUAACAUGUUUGCUUUUGAUUAACUGGUAAGGUACAGAGGCCAGGGAGUGAAGAUAGUUAACAGAAGGGGUGUUUAUGACUAUUGAUUGUGAAGGUUAGGGUUAUGGCAUCUCCCCACUUUAGCUUCUCAAACAGACUUUGACAUCUCUUUCCUCACAGGUGAGCUCUGUUGGGGAAGAAGUAUGGGAGAAGAGUGGGAUUCUGGGCAUUUGCAUGAGUGUGUAGCUUCAUGCCUUGGGAGUUGACAAGAGGAAGAGGGAAGGAGCACAAAAUCUAGAAGGUCUUUCAUGUACCCGCGGGAUCCUGGUCUGAAUCUCCUGAAUCCUCCACUGUGAAUUGCGGGUGGGUGGGUGCUAGGGAAUAAAUCUUGUAUGAGAACCAUC
Messenger RNA from Jaculus jaculus (lesser Egyptian jerboa), 2722 nucleotides. RefSeq names its product reticulophagy regulator family member 3 (gene Retreg3). The record is from RefSeq and is a predicted model, not a curated record. The transcript is spliced from 8 exons. Lineage: Eukaryota; Metazoa; Chordata; Mammalia; Rodentia; Dipodidae. The coding region runs from base 59 to 1168 and encodes 369 amino acids. Gene Ontology annotation, biological process: reticulophagy.